AUGUCGGCAAGAACUACGCGGGAAUGUUUGUAUCGGUUUUGCCAUAAUGUGGUGAAACCGUAUAGCAAAAAAUAUUUGUGGAAACCAAACGCAUAUGAUGUUCACCAGUUGUACCAAGCUCAUGAAGCACGACACAGGUUUCCGGGAAUGCUCGGUAGCAUUGAUUUUAUGCAUUGGGUGUGGCAUAACUGCCCGAAUGCGUGGCAAGGCCAAUAUACGCGAGGUGAUCACGACCAUCCAACCUUAAUACUUGAGGUCGUGGCCUCACAAGAUUUGUGGAUCUGGCAUUCUUUCUUUGGUCUCCCUGGUUCACUCAACAACCUCAACGUGCUAUACCAAUCGGCGAUCUUUAGCGAUGUCGUUAAUCGAACCGGUGCGGACACCCAUUUUACAGUUUCUGGGGUUGAGUAUAGACGCGUAUAUUAUCUUGCUGACGGAAAAUAUCCGUCUUCGUCUACAAUUGUCAAGACUAUUCCAUAUCCCGAGGACGAAAAAAGGAAAAAAUUCGCCAAGCGUCAAGAAGCUGCAAAAAAAGACAUCGAAUGUUGUUUGGUGUUUUACAAAAAAAAAUAG
Molecule: messenger RNA, 573 nt
Organism: Helianthus annuus (common sunflower)
Lineage: Eukaryota; Viridiplantae; Streptophyta; Magnoliopsida; Asterales; Asteraceae
Exons: 1
Coding region: 1-573 (190 amino acids)
Source: RefSeq, a predicted model, not a curated record